Messenger RNA from Olea europaea var. sylvestris, 1643 nucleotides. Its product is annotated as putative disease resistance RPP13-like protein 1. Gene Ontology annotation, biological process: defense response to other organism. Gene Ontology annotation, molecular function: ADP binding. The transcript has a single exon. The record is from RefSeq and is a predicted model, not a curated record. Bases 321 to 1514 code for a protein of 397 amino acids. NCBI's taxonomy places the organism in Eukaryota, Viridiplantae, Streptophyta, Magnoliopsida, Lamiales, Oleaceae.
AGUCAAAAUAAAUUGAGAUUCUGGUUGCACGAUUUUGAAUAUUUGUAAAAGUGCUAAGUUUUUUCGAAGAGCUUUGCUGGGCCACACAAUCCAUUGUUAUUGAUCAGUUUCACCGUUGCCUGCGUCGUUUUCUUUGGCCCCACCAUGUUGAUUAAUUGAACCAAUGAAAUUUCUCCGUGUUCAUUGACCCCACCAUGUUGUAUAAUUGAACCCAACCACCAGCAGACGACUUUCAUAUAUACAUAAUACCAGUCAAUCUCACUUGCAUUCAUCCCCCUUAUAUCUUGGCUCUUGCUUCCUGUCUUACGAAAAAGAUAACAAUGGCUAUCGUCGAAGUUUUUCUAGGUGCAAUUCUCACCGUUUUGCUUGAAAAGCUGGCCUCUGGUGAGCUACUGAAAUUUCUGCGUCAUGUAGGAAUCGACGCCCAGCUGGUAGAAUUGAAGACAACUUUGAUGAGGAUCCAGGCUGUGCUUACUGAUGCUGAAAACAAGCAAACAACGGACAAACAUGUGAAAGAGUGGCUAAAUGAUCUGGAAGAUUUGGCUCAUGAUCUUGAAGACUUAGUGGAUGAGUUGAAUACUGAAGCUUUGCAGCGCAAAUUAAAGGAAAAUAAAGGCAGCACCAGUAAGGUAAAAAGGCUCGUCCCCACUUGUUGUACUAAUCUUUCUUUCACUGAUUUCAUGUCUGAUCGCGGGAUUGCUUCCAAGCUAAAAGAGAUUAGUGGCCGGUUGAAAUUUCUGGAAGAACAGAAAAAAAUUCUCAAUUUGGUGGAAAAUGUAAUGGGAAGGUCUUAUAGGAGAUUGCCAACAACUUCGCUUGUGGUAAAAUCGAAAGUUUAUGGAAGAGAGAAUGACAAGGAGGAAAUACUGAAAAUCUUAUUUGGUGUUGAAUCAAAUGAUAGUCAAAUAUCCGUGAUUCCAAUUGUGGGCAUGGGAGGUAUCGGCAAAACAACUCUGGUCCAACUUGUGUAUAAUGAUGAAAGAUUGAAGGACAAGUUUGAUCUUAAGGGAUGGGCUUGCGUUUCAGAUGAAUUUGAUGCUGUAAGAGUAACAAAAAACAUUCUUGAGUCAGUUUCUUCUGGUGGAAAGUGUGAUUAUGAAAAUUUUGACACGCUUCAGAACAAACUAAAGGAGAGCCUUUCAAACAAGAAAUUUCUAGUAGUUUUAGAUGAUAUUUGGAAUGAAAAUUACGGAGAUUGGGAGGACCUAAGCAAACCUUUUCUUGCUGGAAAACCUGGAAGCACAAUCAUCAUUACCACUCGACAAGAAAGGGUGGCCAAAAUCAUGUCUGAAAUUCCAGCAUACAAUUUGGAUCUGUUAUCAGAGGGCGAUGCUUUAUCAUUGCUAGCUCAACAUGCAUUUGGAGCUAAAACUUUUGACGGUCAUCCAGAUUUAAUAGAGAUUGGUCAGUCUAUGGUAAAAAGAUGUAAGAGGUUGCCCCUGGCAGUAAAGGCCCUUGGGGGGCUUCUUCGCGUCAUGGCAGUUGGUCCUGAAGAUUGGGAAGAGGUGUUUUAAAGUGAGAUCUGGAUGAAUGAAGAAAAGAGUGAAAUUCUUCCUGCUCUAAAACUGAGUUAUCACCAUCUUCCUCCGGAAUUGAAAAGAUGCUUUGCUUACUGUGCUCUCUUUCCCAAGGACUAUGAAUUU